Messenger RNA from Papilio machaon (common yellow swallowtail), 3026 nucleotides. It is a transcript of the gene brat, whose product is annotated as brain tumor protein. Bases 436 to 2973 code for a protein of 845 amino acids. The record is from RefSeq and is a predicted model, not a curated record. Lineage: Eukaryota; Metazoa; Arthropoda; Insecta; Lepidoptera; Papilionidae. Gene Ontology annotation, biological process: negative regulation of translation. The transcript has 5 exons. Gene Ontology annotation, molecular function: protein binding; zinc ion binding; mRNA 3'-UTR binding.
GCGCUACACUCGCGCCAGUCUCGCGCGGACCGCUGUCGAGGACGGACGCUUGCCGCGCUUUGUGAUGCGAUCGGACAAUAUAAACUAGUUUUACUUCGAAACAUCCAGUGCGUUAUUUUUUUCAAAUUCACGUGCAUUUGUGGACAACAGUUGUGAUUGUAACAAUCGAUUAACCGUACGGUUUGAUCGGGAGCCGUUGACUUUAUUAAAACAAAGCCAUAGUUUGAGGUGAACGUGCUUCAUUAAAUCGUAAAACACAGAAUAUUGCGGCUCUGCUUCGCGGAAGGACGGGGCAUAUUGGCCGACAAUGAAUUAGAUAUCGCGCCAACGAUAUCGAAACGAACGUUGGGGAUUUCGCAAAGACAAACAACGGGCCCAUUCAGGAACGGCCACCGCGGCCAAUGAUGAGUAAUAAGGGAUGCCGGUUUCCUGAAGAUGGCCUCGCGCACCCCGUCCCUUGAGUCGCUGCCCGGUGCCAACUCUAUAGGUUCCCUGGAGCGUGGCUCCCUGUCCCCCCUCACUCUGAGCGGUUCGUCGCCUCCCGCGAGCGACUCCGCCGUAUGUGACCUUCGCGAAUUCGACGGACUCGACACAACUUGCGCUAUCUGCCGAGAGACAUUCGUCGAUCCCAAAGUACUCAACUGCUUCCACACUUUCUGCCGGGGCUGCCUCGAGCGAGAACAGACGCACCCCGAGAAGGUCACUUGCGUCACGUGCCGUGUCGACAGCCAACUCCCCGCCGCUGGAGUUCCAGGACUGCUCACGAACCUCGUUAUCGCCGCUGCGGUCGAACAGGACGCCGAUCUCCUACCGACCGCGAGACAGACAAGCUCGCCUUCAGCUCGUUGCACGGGCUGCAAAUCGAAGGACUUGGACGCCGUAGCUCGUUGCGUCGACUGUGCUAACUUCUUGUGCCCUAACUGCGUCAUGGCGCACCAAUUCAUGCAUUGCUUCGAGAGCCACCGGGUCCUCAACUUCACGGACCUAAAAGACGACAAGGGUAUGCUUGGAUCUACAAUAAUGACUAGCGGCGACAAGACGGCUUUCUGCCCGAGACAUAAAAAUGAUAUUCUGAAAUACUUCUGCCGCUCAUGCUCAGUGCCGGUGUGCAAAGAAUGUACUCUUAUCGAACAUCCAGCUACUCUACACGACUGCGAACAUUUAGCAGACGCCGGACCUAAGCAAUUAGAGCUCAUGCAGCAAUCUAUCAAUGAAGCCAAGACGCGCGCCACUGAGAUAAGGCACGUGGUAAAAACAGUGGAACAUGCCGCUGGAAAACUUCAAGUUCAGUAUCAUAAAGCUCAAAAUGAAAUUAACGACACCUUCCAAUUUUACCGUUCUAUGCUUGAAGAGCGGAAGCAAGAGUUGUUAAAAGAACUCGAAAGUGUUUUCUCGACCAAACAAAUAGCACUGACUGUGGUGGGACAAAAGGCUCAGGAGACGGUUGACAAAAUUUACCAAACGUGUGACUUUGUGGAGCGAUUGACGAAAUGCGCUAACAUCGCUGAAAUAUUGAUGUUUAAAAAAUUAUUAGACAGUAAACUACAAACACUUAUGAGUUCAAACCCCGAACAGAGCGUUCAAACGGCAUGCGAGCUCGAAUUUGUUUCAAACUAUCAAGCCAUUCAAGUUGGCGUACGAAACACUUUCGGAUACGUGCGUUCCAGCUCCGAAGCAAAUAUUGGUCCAUCUAAGCAACCACCGAUUGCGCGCCCAACGAAUGGCUCUUUAAUGAAUGGAGGGUCAUCUUCUAGCAGCAGCAGCGUAAAUGGGAGUUCUGGAAGUUUAAACGGAGGAAUUCAUCUACCAACAGGACUUAACGGCGUUCUCGAUCGUCCUUAUACGAACGGAUUACUCGGCCCUACGAGCCAAUCGACGUCACCAUUCGAAUCGAACAUUAUUUCAAAACGAUUCAACAGCCCAAACAGUCUCGGGCCUUUCUCUUCUGCGAUCGGAGAUAUUAAUCUGAACGGGAUCAAUCCUUACGAAAAAUGGUCCAACGGCGGUUGCGACACACUUUUCCCUCCUACCACCGCAGAUCCUUACUCUCUAACAAGUGCACCACACUCUGAUCCAAUACUUGAUUUGACAAGCAAACUAAUUUCGACUGCGAUUUUCCCGCCAAAGUCACAAAUCAAACGACAAAAGAUGAUUUAUCACUGCAAAUUUGGCGAAUUCGGUGUCAUGGAGGGUCAAUUCACAGAACCUAGCGGCGUAGCUGUAAACGCCCAAAACGACAUCAUUGUUGCUGAUACCAAUAAUCAUCGCAUUCAGAUAUUCGACAAAGAAGGCCGAUUUAAAUUCCAAUUUGGUGAAUGUGGGAAACGGGACGGCCAACUUCUUUACCCGAACAGAGUCGCAGUAGUGCGCACAUCUGGAGAUAUCAUUGUAACAGAAAGAUCACCGACACAUCAGAUUCAAAUUUACAAUCAAUACGGUCAAUUCGUUCGUAAAUUCGGUGCGAACAUCCUCCAACACCCUCGAGGGGUGACUGUCGACAACAAAGGCCGCAUCGUUGUCGUCGAGUGCAAAGUGAUGCGCGUCAUUAUAUUCGACCAAGUCGGCAACGUUCUACAGAAAUUCGGAUGCUCAAAACAUCUUGAAUUCCCCAACGGAGUGGUGGUGAACGAUAAACAGGAAAUUUUCAUCAGUGACAACCGCGCGCAUUGCGUUAAAGUUUUCAACUAUGAAGGUAUCUACUUGAGGCAGAUUGGAGGCGAGGGAGUAACCAAUUACCCUAUUGGAGUGGGCAUAAAUGCCUCAGGAGAGAUUUUAAUAGCCGACAACCAUAACAACUUUAACUUGACAAUAUUCACUCAGGAAGGACAACUAGUUUCGGCGUUGGAGAGUAAAGUGAAACACGCUCAAUGUUUCGAUGUGGCGCUCAUGGACGACGGAUCGGUCGUGCUCGCCAGCAAGGACUAUCGCCUCUACAUAUAUCGCUACGUUCAAGUGCCACCAAUAGGCAUGUGAACUACCCGUCCUUACAGGAGAUACGAAUCCGACAAAAACUAAGCCAAAAAAUC